CUGUCCUAUAAUUCUCCCCACUGCCACAAAGAUGAACCUGGAAAGGACGUGUGUUCUGUGGUCGGUUCUGUGCUUCUUGUGGGUCUCAGCGAGCAUAAAAGCUCUGGCUGAGAACACGCCACCCAAGAGCUUCUGGGCUCUUUUCUUGCUGGCAUCGUCGAAGAGGUCCCUUCUGGGACUACCUGUCGCAGGCUUCUUCUUCGCCCUCCUCGACAUCCCUUCCCUCGCCGCUCUGGACGCGCCCUCCCCCACCCACUCUCUCAGCUGGUCAUCGUAUGACGAGCCGCCGGCUUUUGGCCCGUUCCGCUAUGUCUAUCCCCGACCAGGCCACACGGAUCUCCCCGGCUACAUCACCAUCGGCGUGCGUGGAGGUGGCGGGGAGGUCGACCCUUCAUCAGUCGGCGGCAAGUUCGUGGUGACGGGAGCGAGGUCGGGCAACAGGGGCGGGGUGGUGAGGGUGGCCAAGGACGACAGGACGGUGCUCUUCCUGCCGCACCAGGCCUUCCAUGACAGCGAGAUGGUCACUGUGGAUGUCUUGCCGGGUAUUUGGGUGAGGAACGAGACCACCGGAGGGCUCGAUGAGCUGGGAGGCUACAGCUGGUCAUUCAGGACGGGAAUGCGGCCGGGCGACACGCUGCUGCGGAGCGACGAGGUCCUCUUCACACAGAGCAACGACGCCUCCCUGUCUGAAAGCAUAUCCAUUCUGAAUCAAGACGAGCCCACCGCCACAUUCUUCGACGUGCCAAGGCUUCCUGAAGCCACUGCACAAGGCGCACCGGUUGCCCACUCGACAGCCUUUGAGGCCGGCUGGGGCAGCAUCGUCCCUGACAGGCCAACAGCCACCGCCGGUAGCACACUCCAGAAACUGCAGGCCGACACCCUGCAGAUCUAUGACGACGACACGACCGACGGCCCACCGCUGAUGGAUGGCGAUGACAUUCUGGACGAAUACGUGGAGACCUGGAUGGCAAAUGACGACAGCAUAGAGGGCGCCACCGGCCUGAGGGCAAGCGUGGCAGCCCAGUGGUGGGGUGAGGUGGAGGGGGGCCUACCGCAGGAGCUGGGAGACGCGAGGACGUGGGUGAGGACCGACAUGUACAAGACGCUGCCUGAGGACUUCCCGCCCAUCGCCAGGACGGUGGUGGGGAACUUGAGCAAUGCCGCCGGGGGGUACAUAUUUGUGGCCACCAUCGGGCAUCCUGACAGACAGUUCAACAACUUCCUGCUCAUACUGGGUGAGGGAGAGAUGAGAGGGCGGGAUUGCGUGUGUGCAGCAUGGGCUGCGGCGUGUUGUCUUGUCUUGUAUGUCAGAGACGAGCGGCGAGCCGGUGUGGUGGCAGCGUCUGGAUGAGAGGAACGAGAACUGGAGGGGCUGGUCUGUCAGGGACUUCAAGAAACACCCGACAGGGGUGCUGUCAUGGCACGACAGCCACAAACAAGUGGGUGGGCAAUCAUGCACAGCACCCAGACACACGUGCAUCCACCCACACACACAUGCGUAUGCCCAGGGGUGGCAUAUUGUCAACGACUCGUACGAGGAGGUGGGCUUCAUCGAACCCAAGCACACCUACCGCUCCAACGGCCACUGCUUCGUCAUCGGCGACAACGGCCACGCCCUCCUACUUGCAAACCGAUUCCGCUCGGGGCUCGACCUCUCAGCCGUCCUCGAUGGCGGCUCGCACAAGGCACAAGUGCUGGACUUCGCCAUCCAGGGUGAGCAAAACCGGCGGCAUGGAUGGCCUCUGUGGGAACACUGGAUGACCUCCGUGUGUGUGUCAGAGUUGGAUGAGGACGGUGCCGUGUUGUUUGAGUGGACGAGCUGGAACGACCUGCCCAUCGGCCGGCAGUAUCUGGAGUCGCGGCAAGACCCCAAGGAACUCUUCAGCAACAACGUCGACCACCUGCACCCUAACAGCGGUCAGCACAGAGGGACACGCAGGCACGGAAAGCCCCCUUGACAUACACCGUGCGUGAAUGUGUUGCCUUCAGUGGAUUGGACCCCCGACAACCACAUCCUUGUGUCACUUCGCCACUUGGACCAGGUCAUCAAGAUCGACAGAGACACCGGUGGGUCCGCAGGUAGAAAGGCAGAACGCCAUUUGGACACACUCGUGCGCGCGUUCAGGCGAGAUAUUGUGGCGUCUCGGCGGGGCGUCGAGCGACUUUUCGUUUGUCAACGACACAGAUCGGGGAUUCACCUACCAACACGACGCCAAGAUGACACAAAUCGACCCACGUAAGCACCACGGCACGACCGUAUUUGUGUCUGUGAGCGUCAUGAUGUGGUUCAUGUCAGCCAUCGUGACGCUCUAUGACAACGGCAACCGCAAGUCGCCGGAGCGGAGCCGCGCGGUGGCCUACCAGCUCGACGAACACAGCAGGACUGCCACACUCAUUUGGGAGCACAGACACCAGCCCGAGGACGUCUACGGCCUCGCAAUGGGCAGCCACCAGACGCUGUCGAACGGCAACACGGUGGUGGGCUGGGCGGGCGUGGAGCCUCAGCGCAACCCCUUCUACACCGAGCUGGACGGUGCCAGCGGCACCACAGUCGUCGAGCUCCAGUUCCUCCAGCCCUGGACCUCUUAUCGGGCCUUCAAGGGCGAGUGGGCGGGGCGGCCGAGGACGGCCCCCACCCUGCUGCUGGAUGUGUCUGGUGGCGACAACGUGAAGCUGAGGUACUCGUGGAACGGGGCGACACAGGUGAGGCGGUGGAAGGUCUAUGCUGGCACUGACCCAGAGGCUCCCGACCAGGUGAGAAAAACACGCAUUGCCGGCCAAUUGGUGAUGCGUCUCUCUCUCUCUCUCUCUCUGUGGGGCUCGUGUGUGUGUAGUUGAUAUGGGAGGUGGCCAAGUGGCGGUAUGAACAGUGGAUCGACUUCAACAAGGCCCGAGAUAUAUUCGAGCAGUGGACGCCCAUCGACCAGUGUAUACACUACCAAGUCGUCCCCGUAGACAAUGAGGGUCAGCCACCCACCCAGCCAGCAGACAGCCCCAACCGAGACACACACACACACAAAAUGUGUGUGUGUGUUCAGGCAAUCCGAUGACCCCCUCUGCGAUCGUGUCAUCGCCCUGGUGUGAGUCGCAGGGCGCCCUGUGUGCACUCGACGACCAAACCAGGCGGGACUGUGCCGCAGACCACCCAUUCAUCAAAGCACAGGAAUGCCACAACCGCGGCUGCUGCUACCGCCCCUCCGACACAAUGACGUCCCCCGACUCCCCACCAUGGUGCUUCCACCCAAGGGCCGCAACCGACCAGCCCCAAGCAGAGGGAUACUCACUCACAUGCACCACAGACAAGUCCAUCGCCGCCCCCUGUGGCGUGCCGGGGGACUGGGAGGCGGUGUGCAGGUCGCGGGGCUGCUGCUGGAGUGAGCAGGGCGGGGCGCCUGUGUGCUACCACGCGCAGUGGACGUGUGACGGUGAUGUGGCGGAGAACCGGCGUGAGUGCGGUUAUGCUGGUCUGGGUGAGGAUGGGUGUCACAGUAGGGGGUGCUGCUAUGGGGAGACGGACAGGCAGGGCGUGCCGUGGUGCUACCAGCCCAGAUGAGUGGAUGGAUGGAUGGAUGGAGGGUCGUUUGUGUGGCGUGUUUGUUUGUUUGUUGUGCAUAUGGAGGCAGGUCGUGUGUAUGUCUGUGCUGUCGAUGUAUCUAUAGGUGGUAUAUAAACAUGAGCAGCAGCAGGUUGCCGCACUGUUGUGUGUGUUAGGUAUUUGUCUGCUUGUAGGAACGAAGGCCGAUAGUGUCCAAUGGCAACCCACACACACUCUCUGUGUGUGUGUGUGUGUGAUACAUAUGUUGGGGUAUAUAAACCGUGUCGCGUGAUAUCACUGUCGUGUGUGUGUGUGUGUGUGUGUUCGUUUCAUGUAAGCUCACUCACAGUGACAAGACAAUUUAGGUUUGGUGGCUGGCUGGCUGGAGUGUGUGGGUGCAUCGAUGGACGGAUGGAUCAAGGGUGCAACCAACGUUCAAUGAC
This is a messenger RNA of Vitrella brassicaformis, 3978 nucleotides long. Lineage: Eukaryota; Vitrellaceae. The record is from the annotation of a GenBank genome assembly.